CAGCUGACAGCAGUCAAAACUUGAUCCAGGGACUGCUAUUGUCCAGAAACGAAGAGGCAGCAAGUGGGAGCUCGAAAGGCACUGGCCUGACCGAUUUGGAAAUCAUUAGGAAUAUGCAUAUCUUCACCAUUGCAGGACACGAAACCAAGGCAACCUCUUUGCAAUUUACCCUGCUACUCUUGGCAUUACACCGGAUGUUCAAAACUGGUUAUACGAAGGUAUCGUCGAGGCGACCCGCGGCGAGCCUGAAGAUGUUGCUCAAUGGGAUUAUUAUCGCACGUUCCCUAAAGUUGACUAUACCGUUAUGCGUGAUGUUUUGUCCCAUCCUAGUCAUUUGGCACACUAUUCUAACCUCGAUACAGCUUGAGGCCCUCCGCCUAUAUCCCCGUGUAGUGACAGUACCUAAAAGCACGUCCGAAACCCAAGUCCCCUCAACUAUCAAGGCAAGCAGUACCUUUUACCGCUGCGAGUCAACGUCAACCUAAACACAAAUUGCCUCCAUUAUUCGGAAGCAUAUCGGGGCCGAGAUGUUGCAACAUUAUAUCCUCAAAGGUGGGAUGCAAGAAACCAGAACAGCUUUCUAGCAAAGAAUGCGUCGACACCAGGACUCGCUGCACCUGGUCUAGAGU
Aspergillus novofumigatus IBT 16806 is the source of this 629-nucleotide messenger RNA. RefSeq lists its product as uncharacterized. The coding region runs from base 114 to 485 and encodes 123 amino acids. The record is from RefSeq and is a predicted model, not a curated record. The transcript has a single exon. Gene Ontology annotation, molecular function: monooxygenase activity; iron ion binding; oxidoreductase activity, acting on paired donors, with incorporation or reduction of molecular oxygen. NCBI's taxonomy places the organism in Eukaryota, Fungi, Ascomycota, Eurotiomycetes, Eurotiales, Aspergillaceae.